Molecule: messenger RNA, 255 nt
Organism: Closterium sp. NIES-65
Lineage: Eukaryota; Viridiplantae; Streptophyta; Zygnematophyceae; Desmidiales; Closteriaceae
Source: the annotation of a GenBank genome assembly
AUGAGUGAGCCGCCCGCUGAGGCAUGCAACACUCGGCCUCGCCAGCCCGCAUACAGCGGGUGGCUUGAUAUCCUGGCAUUCAUAGUGGCGCUCGUCAGCAUUGCCAUCUCAGUCUAUGCCACUGGAAUCGACUCUCGCUGCUUCUCCCUCCGCCCUGGCUGUCAAGACAAAGAAACCGCCGUAACGGAGAGGUUCCCUACGGAUAUGGCCUCUUCCAUCUCGUGUCCCUUACAGGUUCAAUGUACACGGCUAUGA